Molecule: messenger RNA, 783 nt
Organism: Aspergillus pseudoviridinutans
Lineage: Eukaryota; Fungi; Ascomycota; Eurotiomycetes; Eurotiales; Aspergillaceae
Exons: 1
Coding region: 1-783 (260 amino acids)
Source: RefSeq, a predicted model, not a curated record
AUGCCAAUCUACAUCCCUCUGGCUCCUCCUAGACUCCAGACCGAGUUCAACCACAACUGCGCCUACGGCUACGACACAAUGCAGUGGCAGAGACACGGACAACCACCACGGGUCGCUGGUUACGACACCGAUGACGAGGAAGAAGUUGUUUACGAUCUCGAUGAACACGCCAUGGCCUGCCUACCACAUCAUCUGCAGCAGAUAAUGCGAGAGCUUCACAUGGAGCGCCUGGCACGUCUGCAACGCGAGAACCCUUACUUCAAAUUCCGCAGCCCAGUCGCUUAUAAUCGCAACAGGCAUGCUUCUGCAUGGCUCGACAGCGUAAUGUCGCAACUCAUGGAGAGCCGGUCAACGCACAAAGCAGGACAUCAAUUUGGAGAGACACCAGACGUACGCGUUCAACAGAUGGGCUGCGGUGAAAACCAAAAGCAAGCUACGGCAGAAGCUCAACAUACACUCGGCGAUACAGUCAACCAGGCACAAUUCGCGUCCAGGACCCCGGAGUCUGACCUCACCUAUCAUCAUGAGGAGAUGAUUGCAGAUGCAGGUGUCGAAAAGGAGCCCAACUCAUUUCCGAUCCAGGAGUACUUCACGGAGCCGGAUGAUAAGAGUCGGACUCACAUUAGACAUGCAACUUGGUAUGGAGAUCAACCCUUGGAAGAAAGGUUGGGCAGUCCCGAGUUCCGCAGGAGACGAUCAUCAAUCAUCUUUGAAAUGCGAAGUCGGCUUCAGAAGAAGAUUGGGAGGAUGAGCCGAUUUUUCAAGAGAUGUUCCGUUGCCUGA